AUGUCCGUUUCCCAUCUAAUUUAUCCUCAUUUAUUUUCGUGCUCAUGCAUUGGUCGAUUAAUGACAUAUAAAAUUAUUAUUUUAUUUAGAAUAUACCAUAUUGUUUUCAAUUGCAUCGCUCAGCUGUUCAUUGGACUUCCUCUAGAGCUCGUUCAUAAGUACUGGCGAAUUGGAUUGGUAUAUCUGUUGGGAGCCCUCAUGGGCUCUCUCGCUGUUUCUGUCACUGAUCCAAACGUACUUCUAGCUGGUGCAUCCGGUGGAGUGUAUGCACUGAUCGCAGCGCAUGCUGCCAACCUGGUCGUUAACUGGGACGAGAUGGAGUUUGCCAUAUUGAGGCUGGUGGCACUAGUGAUUUUCGUAGGAAUCGAUUUUGGUCUCUCCGUCUACAGCCGAUACGGAAAUCCAGAAGAUGCUAACGGAAACAGAACAUCAUACGUAGCUCACAUAGGCGGCUUCGUGGCCGGUCUACUGAUGGGCAUAGUAAUUUUGCGGAAUUUUAGCAAGAAAAGCUGGGAACGCGUGGUAUGGUGGAUUGCCUUGGUUGGAUAUAUCAUAUUGGUGUUGUUCUGCAUUUUCUGGAAUAUCUUUUAUCCAUACUACCCUCGAAAUUGCUAA
Messenger RNA from Soboliphyme baturini, 615 nucleotides. The record is from the annotation of a GenBank genome assembly. NCBI's taxonomy places the organism in Eukaryota, Metazoa, Nematoda, Enoplea, Dioctophymatida, Soboliphymatidae.